This is a messenger RNA of Sphaeramia orbicularis (orbiculate cardinalfish), 3552 nucleotides long. RefSeq names its product amine sulfotransferase-like. The coding region runs from base 334 to 1236 and encodes 300 amino acids. The transcript has 7 exons. Gene Ontology annotation, molecular function: sulfotransferase activity. The record is from RefSeq and is a predicted model, not a curated record. Lineage: Eukaryota; Metazoa; Chordata; Actinopteri; Kurtiformes; Apogonidae.
UUGCGCGGGGCUGACUGAACCCGGGAUGUUCUUUCACGUACUCAGUUUUUGCUUUCAUCACUUUUUGUGCCGAGCUGUGGUGAGGAUUGAAAAGCUGUUUGUAUAUCAACACGUUUUUUGUUUUUUUUUUUUUUUCCUUCUUUCCUCCAUGAGUGGGCCAAACCUCCCUGCCAGUGCGCAUCUCUACGUUCAACACACAAGAAGAGGAAGAAGAGGUGGGACAUCCAAAUGGUAUUUAUAGCAUUAAUCAGGGUUCACAUAAGGAAUCUGAGGUUGGACUGAGGACGUGGUUUGAUCUGCGAUAGCUACAAAGGAGCGAGAAGAACAGGUGUCAUGGAUUUAACAGAGGCAGACAGUCAGAAUAAUGAACUGGUGCCACAUAAAGGCUUCUUAUUAAUCAAAGGGACUCAUGAUCCAGACGAUGUGGACCAGAUCAGCAACCUGGAGAUCAGGGACUCGGAUGUGUUUGUGGUCACAUACCCAAAAUCAGGGACCAUCUGGAUGCAGCAGAUCCUCCUGCUCCUGGAGGCCAAGGGAGAUGUGACGGCCAUCAAUAAAUUCAGUAACUACUCCAACGCUGACCUCGUCCCCUGGAUUGAGGUGAUUGGCACUAGAGAGGCGUUCAUCACGGCGCCCUCACCCAGGUUCAGGGUCACCCAUCUGCUGCAUCAAUUCAUGCCGUUGGCUCUGAGACAGAAGAAAGGCAAGGUUAUCUAUAUUGCAAGAAAUCCCAAAGAUGUCCUUGUGUCUUACUUCUACUUCCACAAACUUGCAACCAUGCUGGAAACACCAAAGGAUUUUGAUGACUUCUUUGAGAAAUUCAUGAGAGGAGAUGUGUUUGGAGGCAGGUGGUUUGACCACAUUAAAACUUGGUAUUCUCACAAGGAUGACAUGAACAUACUCUUCAUCACUUAUGAAGAAAUGAUUCAAAAUCUGCAGUCAGCUGUAGAGAGGAUUUCCUUGUUCCUGGGUAAAGAGCUGACGGAUGAACAGUUAGCGAGUGUGGUGGAGCACAGCACCUUCAAGAACAUGAGGAAGAUCCCUCAGGCCAACUACGAGCAGGUUUCAGAUGACCUGCUCAACCACCAUGUGGGAACAUUCAUGAGAAAAGGCACAAUCGGUGACUGGAAGAACCACUUCACCGUGGCCCAGAAUGAACGGUUUGAUGAGGUCUUCCAGAAGGAGAUGAAAGACUUCCCUUUGUCCUUCAUCUGGGACAUCAGAGACAUUGCUUGAUGAGAUGUUUGUCCCAUAACAACACAAAGAAGAACAUACUCGCGGUUGCAGCUUCAACAUUAUCUUACACAGACUAAUUACUAUUCAUCUCUCUGGGUUUCUGCAGGUUUUAACAAGUUCAGUGUAAGACCUUUCAGCAGGUUUAUGACAACUUUUGCAACUGUUUGGUUUUGUUUGAGACUGAUUAAUACGAUAUCUAUGUUGACAUAAUAGAAAAUCAGAGCUAAAGGUCUGACAGCCUGUUAAAGGGACCGCACAUUUUUUCUAGUUUCAUAGAUUAAGUGUUGUUUCUGUAAUAAACUGCAUUAGUUUACGAUUCUAGAGUCUUCUUUGGACUUCAGAGCUGGAAUGUGAAGUAAAUACUCAUUCCAUUUUCUGCAGCUUUAUACUUUUACUCCACUACACCUCAGAGAUAAAUGUACUUUUUUUUUUUUUUACUCCACUUUAUUUGUCAGAUUCGAGUUUUUCUUCACUUUCCUGUCCUGUGAAAACCACAUAUCUCCACAUGUAUUGAUUGUAAGUGUUUGUGAUAAACUGAAGGAUGAAGCGUUUUCUUUAUAGAUUGAGUUUCGCCUGAAUUUGCAGAAAAAUUCAAUGUGAUGAAAUUGAAAACAUUCAUGAUUUUCUAAUGUAAAUGUGUGGUUAUGUGGUUCUCACAUGACACUGAUGCAACAAACAUGAAAUAAUUUUAUUGAAUAUGAUGCGUCACUGCAGAUUAAACCACAAACAGUUUCUAAAGUUGAUCAAAUGAGCUCAAACAUAUACAUAUAGAGCUGUAAAAUGAAUCCAAAUGCAUAGUAAAACACUGACUGGGAUCAUUUUAUUAGAAUUUCCAUGCUUAAAGUACAUUUUACUGAUAAUACUUUCAUAUUUUUACUUGGGGCGGAGUAUUUUCACAGUGUGCCAGUAGUGCUUUUACUUGAGUAAAGGAUCACAAUACUUCCUCCAUUACUAAUUUCAAGAGAAAUGACUGCAUUGAAAAUGAAUUCACUGAAAGUAAAUGUGUUUAAUUAGUAACAUUGUGCUAAAUCAUAUAAUAUAAUAUAAUAUGUUUGUAAAUUAAUUACUGAUGUAAAAUGCAUUUUACAAUUACAGUUAAGUCUACUUAACUGUAAUUGAAUAAGUUCAGUGUGUAAUAUUUAUGGGUAUUUAGGAUGAUCUAUUGCAGAAGUGGAAUAUAAUAUUAAGAAUUGUGCUUUAAUUGGUGUAUAAUGAACAGAAAUAACAAGUUAGAAUGAGCUGUUUAUAUGCACAGAGGGAGCAUGGAGACCACCAUGUUUCAACUGUAGCUCCAAAUACAUUUAAAUUAUUUAUUUAGCAUCAGGUGGUAUUAAUGUGAAUUACCUGAAUCACCUACCAGAUUUUUGCAGAGCAUUAUACGGGUUAGGUGAUGUACCCGAGCCAUUUUGUGCAACAUCUAAACCUAUCUAUUUAAUAGAUUGAAUGAUUUCUUUACUAGAUUUUCUUUUAAGCUUUUUGUUUAUUACUUUUAUGUGCACACAGACCUGAUAGUAAUGGAUAAAAAUGAUGUGAAAUUAUACAAAAAAAUUAAAAUAUACUUAAUUUGGACACUUGUGUCUUUAACAAACUUAGGUAAGAUCCUUGAACCUGGCAGCGCCUAAAUCACAUGAAAAGGUCACAAAUACCCGUCUUGCUAUGUUUUAGUCUGAACUAAAAUUUCCUAGACUAAUUGGAAUCUGCAAUUUUACCACUAAAUGUCACUAAAUAUCCUAAAUAUCAUGCACUGAACCUUUAAGAAUAUCCAUGUUUGUACUAGACUUUUUUUUAUACAGAGGAACAUUAAAAAAAUAUUAUUUUCAUAGUACUUUUACUUAAAGAUCUCAAUCCAUACUUCCACCACUAUAAAUGACUUGACCAAAAACUGUAACAAAACAGUUGUGACAUAUUGACUAAUAAUGUGAAUGUAUGUAAUGCAAAGACAUUUCUGUAAAUCUGUUUGUUUGUUUUUUUUGUUUAGCAUAUGUACAUGCAGUUAUUGGACUAGUCUGGACAUCAGGACCUGGACUGGAUUAGAUUAUGGACUUUAGACUGCCUUUUUCCAACCUCUAUCACCUUGCCGUCCUACUCCUGUAUAUUCAUGUAUAGUGAACGAUAGCAACAGGUGUUUGGACGUUUUCAUGUAGAAUGCAGUUGAAUCCAUUUAUAUGUGUAUUUAUGUAUGAGUUUACCUCUAAAUCACACAUUGCCUGGUGUAAAUUAUAUUUUUACAUGACACUGUAUGCUAUAAAGGCACAGUCCUUGUACACAACUUUAUAUGAAGACAUUAAACAUGAUACAUUUGAGAAUUAUGUCUUA